Vigna angularis (adzuki bean) is the source of this 702-nucleotide messenger RNA. RefSeq lists its product as uncharacterized. NCBI's taxonomy places the organism in Eukaryota, Viridiplantae, Streptophyta, Magnoliopsida, Fabales, Fabaceae. Bases 1 to 627 code for a protein of 208 amino acids. The transcript is spliced from 3 exons. The record is from RefSeq and is a predicted model, not a curated record.
AUGCGACAACCGUUGCCUAAGGAAAUAUACUACCAGCAGCUUCACGCACGGUUCCGAGCCAAGCCCGGCUACGAAGAGGAGCGCGGUACAACCUUCAGCGUCCAAAGCUUCUACAUCACGGUCGUCGCCGGAUUCGAUGAGAUUCCUCAACGCGGGCUCAUCAGCCUUCUUCGCGGUGGUCCACCACGGGGUUUCGUACUCAGCGAUGAUGUCUUUGGCUAUGAAGUCUGCAGGAACCCAAGACGGCUCGUGGCCGUCUUUCCACUUGAUGAGGUACUCCAUUCCGGCGACAGCGUCAAGGUCUCUACUGCCGAUAAUGCCUUUGACUUCACUAUAGGACUCGUCUUCAGUGUCUUUGGAAGUUGCUUGUUGUUGGUUUUGGAGUGCGGCGGUGACAACAUGCAAGGAAAGGUUUUGCCUUUAGAGUGCGUGUUUACCUUUGACUUAUUUUUUUUUUUUGUUUUGCAGAAAGGGUUUUCCUUUGCUCACUGUACAACAUGCAAGGCUUCUUACCAUUUGUUUGUUCAUGUUGCUGCUGAUAGGAAAUGGCGUACCCUGAAAUUUCGGUUUUUUGUCACCAGAGACAUUUUGUUUAUUUUUCUGUUUGUCCAGCUUGUCAUUGCAUAACUAGCAUAUUUGGUUUAUCUAAUUGAUGGUUACCAACAAUAUUGGCUUCGUCUUCUCUGGGGUUUUGAUAGUGAA